GUGGCUUCUCAUAUUGACUCGCAUGUACUUGUGCUUCUUUACCUGGUUUCAUCCCAUGCAAUGACUUGUCUGCUGCUGCCUAUUAGCGCCACUGCCUGAUCUCAAUCUACGACUAUGUCGGUGAAACAAAAGCAACACAUGCCUCCUCCGCUCCCUCCUGACAGCAUCUACACGUCCUGCUAUUGUGAAGAGAAUGUAUACCUGCUUGCCCAAGCAUUUGCCUCGACAGCCGGGGCAGAUGCCGAUUGGCCGUGGCAGGCGUCCGUCGUGUUCAUAUCGAACCACGGGAAGACGGUCGCCCUCUGGAGCCAGAAGGCCCGGGAAGACGUGGUAGUAUGGGACUACCACGUUAUCCUCGUUCUCCGCUCGCGCGAGCACAUGCAGAGCAGCGAGCAAGAUCCGACGCAUCGCGAAGGCGGACCGCAGCGGACGCAGGCGGCAGGAGAUAGCUGGGUGUACGAUUUCGACACCCGGCUUGCAGUCCCUAGCAGGUGGGCAGACUACGUGUCGAAGACCUUCCCGUACGUGUUUGACGGGGGGUUCUCGACACCAUUGGAGUACCAAAGUCUCUUCCGGGUCGUGCCAGCGGCAGCGUACCUCGAUCAUUUUGCCUCUGAUCGCUCGCAUAUGCUCAGGGAUGGACCCGGUUCUACAGCUCACUACACGGCUGCGCCUCCAUCGUAUCCGAUCCUUUGCGGCAAACGAGCUAAUGGAUCAGGCAUCAAAAACAACCUGAUGGAUGCGUAUGUAUCGAUGGUACUACGCGAGCCUCCGCCUCCCAAGCCGGAGAUACGACCUACGGAGACGGAUGCAGACCUCGGAAGCCCAUAUGGCGAAGUGAUGCAUAUGUCUGACUUUCUACGUUGGCUUUCCGGGGACAAAGGCGAUGGCACGUAAUAGGCGAUUGUGGUCCGACUCCGUGGAUAGUAAUACUUAUCAUUGUUAGGCUAGUUCAACGACACAGUGGGUACCCCGAUGGAUCGUAUGGGAAGAGGGACUGAGUAUGAAUGCGUGCCUGUUUGCG
This is a messenger RNA of Rhodofomes roseus, 1024 nucleotides long. Its product is annotated as N-terminal glutamine amidase-domain-containing protein. Lineage: Eukaryota; Fungi; Basidiomycota; Agaricomycetes; Polyporales; Fomitopsidaceae. Gene Ontology annotation, cellular component: nucleus; cytosol. Bases 115 to 897 code for a protein of 260 amino acids. Gene Ontology annotation, molecular function: protein-N-terminal glutamine amidohydrolase activity; protein-N-terminal asparagine amidohydrolase activity. The record is from RefSeq and is a predicted model, not a curated record. The transcript has 6 exons.